Molecule: messenger RNA, 13287 nt
Organism: Plasmodium gonderi
Lineage: Eukaryota; Apicomplexa; Aconoidasida; Haemosporida; Plasmodiidae
Product: serine/threonine protein kinase
Exons: 1
Coding region: 1-13287 (4428 amino acids)
Biological process (GO): protein phosphorylation
Molecular function (GO): protein kinase activity; ATP binding
Source: RefSeq, a predicted model, not a curated record
AUGGAUUAUCAAUGCCAUAUAAGAAAUGAAGAAUUUAAUAAUAUAAAUAAAAGAAUUAAAGAUAAGUUUAUGUUUGUGUAUUUAAUUGCUGUAGGGGGGUUUUCGUGCGUCUAUAAAAUUAAAAAGAAAGAGACAGGAAAAGGCAAACAAAUCUCCAAACUAAACGGCAAACAAAAAGGCAAAGAAAAAUAUUACGCGCUGAAAAAUGUUAAAUUUUCAGCAAAUGUGUUCAACUAUGAGAAGAAAAUUCUGCUUAACUUGAGAGAAGUGGAAUGUUUAAAUAAACUCAAAAAUCACCCAAACAUUGUAAGCAUACAUGAGUGCUGGCUCGAAGUGAGUGAGUGCUUUCCCCACCACAGGAAGGAAAAGAAGAACCUAUUCAUUUCCUUGUGUGCCGAUAAGGAUGUGGAUGGGCAAAGUGAUGAGCCGAAUGAAUUUCAUAAAAUAAGUGCAGUUUGCCAAACUUGUCAGACCCUCACAUCACCGACACUCCACGACACAAAUGUGGGACAGCCUUCUUCGCCCUCUCCGAAGCCCUACAUUUUUCCAAGAGGAAGAAGAGAAAAGAAAAAAAAAAAAAACUACACCUGCAGCUACAAUGUGAAGGGAACUAGCCAAAAUGAGGAAAUUGUGAAAAAAAAAAAAAAAAAAAAAAUUGUGUGCAAAAAUGGCCCAACUGGAAAAAAUUUAUAUGAACAGUCAGAAAAAAAAUACAAAUGUGCAGGCUUAACUAGCGAUUUCUUCGAUCUGUAUUACAAUGAAUUAUAUUUAAUUAAAAAAAAAAAAAAAAAGAAAUACAACUCUAGCAGGAGGAAAAUUUUUCCAAAAUUAUGCACACACCUUUGGGGCAACGAAAAUAUAUACGAAAAAAAUAUAAAAAUUUUCGAGUCAUCCGCUAACUCUGUUUUAAGCAAUGAAAACUGUUGUAAUGAUAAUACAUUAAAGAUUAAGACAAUUCUGAAUAAAAAUUUGUCCCCUUUUGAGAGUAUAUCUAAGAAAUUAGCAUUUUACAAGAGUAGUGUUAGGAAAAAACGAAUACCCCCUGAUGAUGUGAGUAGAGGGAAAAAAUCGAACUCACAUAGGACAAGAACAAAGGUAGGUACUUCCGCCGAGUCUACAUAUGUAGAAAAAUACCAAGAUGAUGUGAAAAUACAUAGGAAGGAAACACUAGAAAGCAUUUUAGAAAAUGUUCGAAAUAACGUUUCUGUAGGAGACAAGGUACAAUGGUGCGAAGGAGAAGAACUUUUAGGAUUCCCUCUUUGCAUAAGACAAGCAGAUCAGAAAGCAAAAAAUGGCUUAAAACACAAAUGUCGAGUUAGAGAGAACGAAUCGAACACCUUACCCUUUGAGCGAAAGGGAAUAAUGGAAAAAGGGUUGCACAGAACUAUGGGAAGCAUAAUGGCGAACAAAGAAAAGGAUGAAAAGAAAAAUAUCACAUUUGUCACAAAAAGUUGUUAUACACAUAUUUGCAAAAAUGGACAGAAUUCAUCAUACAUGGACAGUACGUACAAGAUAAUAAAAAUUAAAAACGCUAGAGACAUAGUGGAACAUUUAUUUUUAAAAUGCCACAAGAGGAAUAAUGAACACGAUUUCGGUUCAUAUAGUGGAUCUAUACAGAUUGGAAAUCAUUUUGAUAUAGAACCAUUUCAAAGGGAAGGUUAUUUCUACACUUGCAUUAAACAUUGCUAUGUGAAGGUAAUGAUAAACAAUGGAAAAAGGACAGACAUAAUGAGGAUCAUCAUUCGUGGAAAUAACAGUCUCAACCAUAUAAUGUAUUUUAACUUAGUGGAAGAGAAAAACUUUAUAAGAAAUGUUAUGAACGAAAUAACAUUACAAAAAAAAAGAAGAAAAGGAAGAGAAUUGUACACUCGAAAUAACGGCUAUCGCAGUAAUAACAGUGAUACAUAUUGUGUAAAUACGCAUUUUUUGAGAAAGACAAAAACAACAAUCUCUCAUAAAAGAUGUAAUACACCAAGAUUGAGUCCAGAAUUAUCAUCUCUCCAUUUAGGGAAAAAAAAAAAAAAAAAAAAAUCAAGUAGACUUUUUUUAAACAUAAAAAUUUGCAAACUGAUUGAGCAUGUCUUGAAUAUUUAUAACCCACGAAAUGGUUGCUCCUGUGGGAGAAAUGAAAUGGUGAAAAAUGAUUUUUUUUUUAAAAAUAUUCCUUCACUAAAAAGGGUUCUCUCGCUAAAAAGAAUUCCUUUACUAAUUUUAAAAAAUACAGAAGUUGAUAUAGAUAAAUUCCCUUACCGCCUUUUAGAAAAAAGAAAAAAAAAAUUAACGAAUAAAAGCUAUCACUACAGGAUGAUGAAGUUACAUGCACUCAGGAUGUGCAGCAUAAGGAGAAAUGUAAAAAUGGCGAAUUUAAAAAUGUUAGAUCCAAAUAUAGGAGGAAACGUGUUCAGAAAUAUGGAAAUUUUACAUGAGCAAGUAGGAAGAAAUGGUUCCGGAAGAAUACUCGAGAAUAAUACUUGCAUGCACAUUAGGAAGUGUAACAAGACAAAUAAAUCAUUCAUGCAAGAUAAGUUGGAACAUGAGAAUGUUUUAAACAAAAAUGUUUUCUGCUUAAAAAACCAACCGGUUGAAGAAUCCUCUAAAAUGAUGAAAACAACAUGCUCAUGUGAGUUGAAGAAUUUAUCUGAUGGAUGGGGGAUGAAGAAGAAACUUAGUGUAAAUAAUAUCCAUACGGAUUCAUCGUGGCCCAUUCGACUCAGCAAAAGAAGAACAACAAUGAUGACACAGCAUGUGCAAUUACAGAAGGAGAAGAAGAAGGAGAAGGAGGAGAAGAAGGAGGAGAAGAAGGAGAAGAAGGAGGAGAAGAAGGAGAAGAAGGAGGAGAAGAAGGAGAAGAAGGAGGAGAAGAAGGAGAAGAAGGAGGAGAAAAAGUUGGUAGACAAUGGGAAGGACAAUUCUAUGAAUAAAGCCACAAUUUCUAAGGAAGAAAAAACAAAUUGGAACCCUUUGGGGAGGGAAAUUAUCUAUAAGAUUGGAAGUAUAGGAAAUGAUCGUAGUGUUUCAUCUGAUGGUACAACAUCAAACAGUGCGAUAAGAAACAUGGGAAAGUCACACCAAAGGGUAGGAAGCAUACAUCAUGAGAAAUUCAUAAAAUUUCAUUGCAAUGACACAUACUUUAUUCACGAGCUGAAAAUAAUCAUAAAUGAUAAUACAAUGAAAAAAAGGAAAUUACCAUGCUAUAAGAUAGACAUGUGGUACAAUAACUACUAUUUUAACAACAUAUUCAAUUAUAAGGAAACGCAUGAAUUGGUUACAAAAAAAAAAAAGGUUUCUGACAUUAUACUUUGCAAUAGAAAGGAUCUCAAAAAUGAGAAAACAUAUUUAACGUUAAUAAAAAGUACAACGAACUUAUCGAAUUGUAAAAAAAAAGGAUUAAGAACACAUGCUGAUUUAUUUUACACUAAUAGAAGAAGAGAAUUUAGCAAAAUUAUUAGAGGAAAGAGAACUAUAGUGCAGUAUGGUUAUGAUAUAAAUGGAAGAAUAUCAAUGCCUUUUGAGAAAAAGAAGACGAAAAAUCUGAGUAAGGGUUAUUACUACCACAACAAAAUGAUGGAUACCCACAUGUUAGAACCAUUUUUGGAAAAGAAAGAACAUAUAAAUAGCAAGACAAAGCAGAGAAGAAAAAAUGGCAAGAACGAAUCUUUCAACAGCAAGGAGAAGAUAACGCAGAAGAAUUGUCACUCGCAUAGGACCUCUUCUAAGGGAUACAACAAAAUGGAGAACCAUAGUGAUGAGAUGAAUGAAGAGAUAUAUAAAAAACAGAGGAAACAAUCUCCCAAGUGGAGUAGCAAACAUUUCUCCAAAUACUUUAAGAGAAAGAGCCCACAUCUGUUUACAAUUCUUACGAAUGGUAAUAGGAAGAGCAAGAUUGUUGACAGGAAGAACUGCAAACAAUUGAAAGGGAAUAUGCAUUACAGAGAGAAAAGCACUGUCACAAAGGAUCUCAACAGAAACGGAACAAUGGUAUUUUCAUCAUUUCCAAAAAUGGAAAAUUACAUGGGAUGUUAUAGUGGCAGCGUCAAGGGCAUGUGUGAUGGUAGCAUAAUAACCAGUAGAGAUCGAGGUUGCGAAGUAAGAAGUGGCGUGAGAAGUGGGAGAAGGGAAGAACCAAGUGGCAUCAAUUACUGCAACUGGAACUGCUAUUAUUACGACUGUGCAAGAAAGGUUUUCAUUUUUUUACUUGUGGGAAGGAGAAAAGUGACAAAUCCUCACACACAUUCAGAAGACCAAAUGGGUGUUGAAAACAGUGGGAGAGGAGAGAGAAACCUUUUUCUGUACACAAAUGUCGACUCAUUUGAGAGAAGCAUGCGAAGGAGCUGCCCUAUAUACUCAGAUAGUAGUUACAAUAUGAACGUGAAGAAGAGCAAUAGGAAGAGCAGUAGGAAGAGCAGUAGUAUGAGCAAUAGGAAGAGCAGUAGGAAGAGCAGUAGGAUGAGCAGUAGCAUGAGCAGUAGGAAGAGCAGUAGGAAGAGCAGUAAGACCGCUAAUUUUAGGUCUGUUGGCAGAAGUAGGAAAAUAUUUCACAGGUAUUAUUCGCUCUAUUUUUGGAAAUGGAUAAAGGUUUUUAUAUUUUGGAAUGAACAAAUGAGGAGGAGGAGAAUCCUUAACAAGACGACACUGCAACAUAUCAUUAGUGAGACAUAUCGAAAAAUAACCAUAUCAACAUAUUUGCUAAGAAUUAGGAGAGCAGAAAAUAUAUAUGGAAAUGCACAUUUUCUAGAUUUGUAUAUUUCUCGUAGCGUUAGAAAGGGAAGAGAAAGAGAAUUCAUACCUUUUGUAAAAAUAACAAGACAAAAUUGUUACUACAGUGGCAGAAGUGUAAAAAACAAUUAUUUUGUAAGGAACAAGGCCUUUUAUUACUACAUGCUUAGCUGUUUGUGCAAGGUAAAAAACAAUUGGUAUUUCUCCAGCGAUUGUGAAUGUAACAAUUACAACACUUUGCUAAGAACUGUACGGGUGAAGUUAUACCGUUUUGGAAUUUACACAGAUAUUCUUGUCAUUUGCACUUUGAAGUUUUUUAGGGGAUUUUACGUGUUCAACAAAGCGUUUAAGAGGCAUUUCCAGAGGAAGGAAUCUCGCACAAAGGGGGGAAGAAGCGAAAAUAGAUUCAAAAGUAGAGGCGAAUGUAGAUUCAAAAGUAGAUUCGAAUGUAGACGCGAGAGUGCAUGCAGGAUCGAGUGCGGUGGUGUGCACCGGUGCAGGCACGACGACUGCAAACGAAGCGCCCAGUUUUUUCUGUGCUGUGUGAAGUGCUGUAAGAUAUUCACCUCGAAGUUUUACACUCUCCUUCUGACCAAAGUGAAGAGUCUGCAAGCAGAAUUAAUGAAGUUACUAAGUACAAUGGAGAAAAAAUAUUUGAACAAGUUAAAACACGAUGAAAAUAGAUAUUUUAGGAACUUUUUUAAGCAAAAUUUAUACUGUUUCAUGAGGGAUGAAAAUUUUUUGAAAAAUAAAAAAGAUUUGUUAAGUUUGUGCAGAACAUUUUACAGUAGAAAUGCUAACAUUGCUUUGAUGGAGGAGCUGAAGAAUUUUUCUAAUUCAACUAUACACGUUUGCAAUUACUUCGAAAUUGUAGAUAUAGUUAAUGAAGUAGUUACAGGAAUAGGAGACACCGAGAGAAAGGGAGAUCACUCUCCUUAUGCCUUUCUCUCAAUUUCUCCACUGGUUGUAAGGAAAGAAAAAAGAACACAAUUGGGGUACAGUAGAGGUAUACACAUUCCAAACAGGAUUGUAAGAAGAGGAAGAAGUUGGAUUUCGAAGGGAUUUGAAUCAACUUAUUUCUCAAAACAAUAUAAUAAUAACAUGCAUGAAACCAAAAUUGAAAGAGGAAAUCAUAUUUUUUUUAUUGAAAACAUAAUUAACUUUCUUAAUUGCAUCAGUCUCCUGAGAAAGGUACCUUCUGAAGAGAAGAAAACUCUUAUAGUUGACGUAACAUCUACAGAGGAAGAAAUAAUAAAUAACUGUUUUGUACAUAAUUUUUGUAAUUAUUUUAUAUACUUUUUAUAUUAUGUAACAAAAAUAAGAUGGAAAAAAAUUUACCAUGUAGAUGCAGCUACUUUGCUACAGUUAGUGAAUGUAGACAUUGUUAGAAGAACAAGCACGGAUAUUUCCUUUAGUAUUACAUCUAUAAGCACCUCUAUGUUCAGAUUCAAUUUGUACUUAUUGUUUAAGAAGUUCCUUCAGAAGGAAUUGCAUUUUUAUGAAAAUCCUUAUUCUCAGAGAUCAAAGGGAGGAGAAGAGGGGGGGAUCAUGGAGUACCUAGGCAACAAGAGGAACAAAAUUAACCAUACGAAGAAAGAAGUAAAUUAUGAUUCUUGUAAAAUUAUCUUAAAGUUUAGAAGCGUCCUUUACAUUUAUCACUACAAUGCCAUCGUUGAAUAUUCCCGUGCAUCUAGAAGCACCAUAAGCUUGCUUCUGGAACAUUGUCCCUUGGUAUUUGAGCACCGUGUCAGGUUCCUUAAAGGUGAAAAAGAUACCCAGAACGGUGGUUCAAGAAGUAGAAGCAGAAUCGGAAGCAGAAUGGGAAACAGAAUCGGAAACAGAAUCGGAAGUAGAGUCAGAAGCAGAGUCAGAAGCAGAGUCAGAAGCAGAGUCAGAAGCAGAGUCAGAAGUAGUGACACUGGCGUUGGGUUAGAUAAUAAACCGAGUGGUGGGCACCCCCAAAUUUGGAAUAAAAUUUCGACAGGAAGAAUAAUUGGCGAAGACCCCAUAAGGUUAAACGAAAGCGUUUGUAGAGUAACAAAAAACUAUGACCAAUUUAAACAGAGUAAAUGUAAAAAGAAAUGUCUUUUGAAAAAAAAACAGAAAAGAUUAGAAGAUGCACGCUUUGUACACAGCAUUAUACAAAUACCUACGUGUCGUCUUCUGCAUCUAACUGUUGCAAGAAUGAUCUACAAAAAUGGUAGAAAUUAUAUUAUCUUAGUUAUUUUGAAAAGAGAAAAACAUGCCUUUCAAUGUGUCCAUUUACCGCAAAUAAAUCGAACAUGUCUGCCAAUACUGAAAGCAUACAAUAUAGAAAAAAGUAAAAGAAAUGACAGAAAAGGAAUGGUUACUUGGGAAUGCUGUACAAAUAGAUGCAAUGAUCAUGUGGAUACUCUCAUGAAGUAUUCACAUAUUGAUGUGAUGCGUUGUCCAAGAGGUUUUACUUGGAAGAAACUAAGGAGUGUGCUUUUUGCAAAAUUUCUCCUUAUUCAAAUGGAAUCCUCCAAAUGUAUGUGUUCUUGCAGGGGUGGAGAAGUGGGUAGAGAAAGGGGUGGAGAAGUGGGUAAAGAAAGGGGUGAAGAAAUAGAUGAAGAAAGGGGCGACAAAAUGGAUGACGUGGUGGAUGGCUUGGUCAAUGUCCACCCCAAGAAGGGCGGGCCGCAUAAUGUUGAAAGGAAAAAACGAGAAUUCUUAAAGAACAAUAUGGCAUAUUUAAAAAAGAGGAAAAAUGAAAGAACGAGGAGAGAAGCGUUUCAAAAGUUUUUCGAUAACAUUGAGUAUUCAUCAGAAAGUGAGGAUUUCAAAAUUGUCUUUCAAAGUAGUAGUAAUGACAAAGAAAACAAACCUGCGAAGGUAACCAACACGAAGAAGAGAAUUAAUGAGCAAUUAAAAAUGGACUGUAUGCUGAAGAGUAAGAAGAAGAGGAAACAAAGGAAGGAAGAAAAAAAAAACGUCACAAAAUCCAAGUGCCGAAUGGGUAAAAUAUUAUUACAAAGAAAAGAAAUUAAAAAAUGUGUACGAGAAAAAAAUUGUAACACUGAGUUUACUAUUAGUAAGAGAAACAAAAGUGAUUCAUGCUUAUGUCACUUCUUGAAGUGCCCAAACCAGAAACAUAGAUACAGCAUCAUCUACUCAGGGUUUCCGAAGAAAUGGAUUCAUAGUAAAGGUGAUAUAUCAUAUGAUUCGUGUUGUUCAUGUGAAGGAGUACGCUGUUACAACACACCAAAGGAAUGUAAUACAAGGGUUUACAGAGCUAAUAACACACACAUGGUGAUAACAAGCACCCAUAAUCACAACAUGCAUGGUUGUGAAGAGAAUAAAUUAGUAAGACAAGCAAAAGUUUUCAAUUACUUCGAUAAUUUUCACAGGGAUUGGGUUCUUGAAAAUGAACUAGCGAAAUUUUCACGUAAUUGGAAGAAUGGGCAGCACAUUGAGCGUCAUAAUGGGCAGCACUGUAGGCACGUCUGGCACCAGAGCCCACAUUUUUGUUUCAAAGGAAAAUCUUUCCAUUUAGAAGAAAUAAGAAGAAGACAUCUGGGUGAUGCAUUAGAGCCCAUCAACAGACAACAACUUUCAACGCAGUUACAAAGUCUUUACACAGUUAGAGUAAAUAACAAAGCAUGUCGAUGUUGCACAGGAAGAAGGCAUCAUAACAUUUGUUGUGACAACAAAUGUGCAAAUGAGAAAGAACUACAUCAUGCGAACAUGUACAAUUUGUCUGCAUCUUUGGAGGAGGAGCAGGAUAAAUGGAUAAAAAUUAGCCUGAACAGUUCAUGCGAUUCAACAUAUAAUGCAGAAAAUACAGAAAGGAAUUGUACUAGUGUGGAUUAUCACCUUUCAUGUGUAGACAAUAGUAUGCCAAGAAGCCGCAAUCCUGAAUUGGACUCUUUAGAUAAUCCAAAUUCGGAGAGGAGAGAAUAUCAAAUGAGUCAUCAGAACACGCACUUUUACGAUGAUUCCAUAAGAGAUCGCAUAAGAAGAAAAGGAGUGAAAGAAAAAAAUAAAAAGAGAAUGAAGGAUGAAAUGAUUAUUGCAGAUCGACACGUAUCAGUGGUAGAAAGAGAGAAUUUGUCCUUUCCUAACAAAAGCAGGAACCUUGUCAAAUUUUUAAAAAAAAGAAAAAUAAUUAAAAAAGUAUGCGAAGUAAAAAAGACAGGUUCAGAUUCUAGGUUGGCACGCGGGGAUUAUAUACACAAAGCAGAUGUAACAAAAUGGAUACCAUUAAGCAUGAGUGGCUUGGAUGAAGAGGAGUUCUACGACAUCGAAGAGACGUACUUCCACCGUGGAAGAAUAACACACGUGAAGAGGAUGCAAGAAAUGAAAAGAAAAAACCAAACGACCACUCCGGUGCAAAUUCGAAGGGGUGGAGAAACACAGAAGAGAACUAAGCGAAUUUACAAAAUGGAGGAAGACAAAACAGGAGAGUACAAAACGGGAGAGGACCAAACAGGAGAGGACAAAACGGGAGAGGACCAAACAGGAGAAGACAAAUCAUGGUUGCAUAAAAUCGUCUACCAGAAGACGCUGGAUGUAGGUUCAUACGUGGAGGACACAGAUAGUGAAAAUUCAUGUAGUGAGGGAGAGGUGGUAGAAGAAGCGAGGAAAGAAAGAUCACAUACUAUGCAGUUCCAUGAAAGGGAAAAAGGAAGAAAAAAUAAAGAAUAUUCAAAAAAUAACAUUCAUAAAAAUGAUUUUGUGAAAAAUAUUUCGGCACGUAUAGGAAGAAUGGAAUUUUUAAAAAAUUUAAUAAAUACAUUCACAAUUUUUUAUGAGGGACUUAAAAUGUGUAAAAUGAAUGGAUUAUUAUUUCAUUGCAAGUUUGUAACAUGUGAAAUGGUGCAUUCCUCAUUCCCUUUUCCCGUUUUGCGCGGAGAGACUUAUUUGAAGUAUUCUUCUUUCAAAAAUGGAACAUUUGCGCGAUCUAAUCAUUGUAGAAAAUUUUUAAUAAAGAAUGAAUAUGGUACAGGUGAGACGGAGUAUAACUUUUUUUUGGACAGUUUUAUGAACGAUAAGUUUGGAUCCGAUGGUUAUGAAACUAUUGUUAUCAUGAAUAACUUGAAUUAUGAGAGAAAAGUAAAUCGUUCUUAUAAUGACAGAUUUGAAGACAAAAGUUGGAACACAUCACUGUCACCAUCACCUCUUUGGAGAUAUAACUAUCGUUACAACAACACGUAUGGUAGAUGCAGAAUCUGUGAUGAGAUAAAUACAGUAGAAAUCAUGAUCCCGUAUGUGAUGUAUGAUAAAAGUAAAAUCAUUGCUAAGAAUCAACAUACAUUAAAAAAAAUAAUUUGCAAAAAAAGCAAGACUCAUAUGGAAAAGACAAGAAUGAGGAAUCGAAUGCAACAUAGAUCUGACAUGAAUAAAAAAACACAUGCACCAUUUCUAUCUAAAUGUGCAGCAGACACUUUACUCAAGGGAGGACUAGGACGUGGACGUCAUAAUCGAAAGGAACAGCAUCACACUAAAUUUUGGAUUUACAAAAUGAUGGGGAAGACAAAAAGUAGUAGUACCUCCAUCAUGUUAUGCAGAAAAGGCUAUUAUCAAUGGGUGAAGAAGGGUGGUGUCCCAUUAAAUAUAUCAAGUUAUACAUAUCAUUAUUUGCAUUCCUGGUAUUUCUUGAAAAGAUACAUUUAUUAUUUGAAAAGCAGAUCUUUUACAUGCAAUCGCCCAUCCAUCAUAUAUUGGAAUUCUACAAGGAAUUGCUCGGUUCGCUCAUUAAGAAUCUUUUUCUCUCGUGCUGUUAUUCAUCACCAUGUGGGUCCGAAUUAUUUCACUGCAAUGGAAUAUGAUGAUAGUGAAGAAGAAAGGGGGAGGGAUAUUGGAACAGUAACAAAAGUUGCCCUCACUUCAAAUCAUCAUAAGCAUGUUAUUAGUGAUGAUCGAUGCAUGAUGAAUGGUGAUUUAUCGAAUGAGACACAAUUUGAAGAACUGUUUAACCAGCAACAUUUGAUUGAAUGUAAUUUAAAUCCAUUUGAUAGGAAGAUAAGAAAUAUAUUACAUAAAGUGAAAAGGAAGAAUACUACUUGUAGAAGGGAAGUUAAUCAGGAGAGACAAAGACAUACCCAAGAGAAAAAAUUCAAAAAUUUUGGGAAAAAUCAAAAUGUUGGAGAGUUUUGUAUAAAAAUAAAUAAAAAAGAGAGAAAGAAAUGUACUAUGAAGGGGAGGGAAAAGGAGAGAAAGAAAUGCACUAUGAAGGGGAGGGAAAAGGAGAGAAAGAAAUGUACGAUGAAGGGGAGGAAAAAAUACAAAUUCAAUUUAUACAUAAGAAUGGAAUAUUGUAACAAAACCCUGGAAAAUUACAUAAGCAAAAGAUCGUACAUAAAUUUUAAUAGAAAUAAAGAAAUUAUACAUAUGAUUAUUAUAGGAUUACAUUACAUUCAUAAGAACAAUAUCAUGCAUCGAGAUUUGAAGCCAUCGAAUAUAUUCAUAUGUGAUAAUAACAUUGUAAAAAUUGGUGAUUUUGGAUUGGCAUCUUAUGAUAGUUUCGAAGGGAAUCGCAAGUGGGAUAUUCAUUCACCAGACAGUUUAGAUCCUAAAGAUCCUGUCGAUGUGAAGGUACAUGUGAGAGGAAGCCAAAUGAAUGAACCAAUAAUUUAUGAGCAGAAAUCGAGAAAAGCUAUGAAACCAUGUGAUAAUCAAAAUAUCUCAAAAGUGAAAGAAGACGUUCAAAAAACUGGUUCUUUUUCUGAGGACAAAAAGGUAGAUACACACUGUGAGUCAAAUUUUUACACUACUAGAGAAAUAGACAUGAAAGAUGUAGCACGAAAUUGGGUAAAAAUUUCCAAACCUAAAGAGGCAAAAGUAAGGAAGAAAGAUAAUUUUAUAUUCACAAGAUUAGAAACAAAAAGAAAAAUGUACGACGAAUAUAUAGAUGUACAAGUACAAGAAGCUGAGGCGAAGAAGAUAAAUAUCUUCCUGAAAGGUGAAUCCAGUAGCGAUACUGUGUUGCCACCACACACGGAGAUCCCUACUCAGAAGUGCAAUUUGCCAAACAAAGUAGAGAAUAGAAUAUUGUGCAAACUUGAGAACAUCGAGGGAGUACUUUCCUUGUGCCAAACUGAGCGGUUUGUUGCGGGUCCCCCGAGCGAGAUGAGUUCAGGCAGGAGUAACCAACAGAAGGGCGGAGCAAAAAUGGAGAUGGGAACGGGAAAGAUACCACAAACGAGAGAACAAUCGCAAACGGGAGAGAGGUCACAAACGAGAGAAAAAUCACAAACGAGAGAACAAUCACAAACGAGAGAACAAUCACAAACGAGAGAACAAUCACGGACGAGAGGGAAGAACCCUAUUUUUGAUGACCAGACUGAUGAUUUAAAGAAGGCAACAGAUUUUACUCCCACACUUGAACACACGUCUGAUGCAAAAAGGAAGAGUGAGACACAUUAUGAUUCUAUCCUUAAUAAUAACGCUUUGUUAUUGACAGAUGGUGCGAAAAAACAAGUGGAUCGUCACCAAGAGAUGCCACUUGACACCGCUCCUAAAGGCACCACUCCAAAAAAAGGGAAGAUUUGUCUUCCAUCAAGUGAAACAUAUUUGGGUAAUAGCAAAGAGCAGUUUCAGAGUCUUAACGCCGUUACUUCUAAAGAUCACCCUCUUUGCAAAGAGACUAAAUUGGAGAAAGAUACAAAUAGAGAAAAGUUCCUUUUUGGAGAUCAGCACCACUGUCAGAAGAAUGGAAGCACGUAUGGGAGGAGUCUAUCCAAUGCUCUAUUAUGGAGCACUACGAGCGGUUCUAAAAGUGGCCACAAAAGGGUCAAUAGAAGCAACCAUAGAAGCGGCUCUACUAUCACACCUGAUGGAGAGAAGGAAAGACAAAAUAGCCAACUGAAUGGAAAUCCAAAGGUGAAAGUGCAAGGCGACAACAAGCACACUCGUGUCUGCAUCCAUGAGGGAAUAUCCUUUACCAAUCUGAUGAAGAGACUUCUUUUUUUACCUCACCUAAAGUGGGAAUGGAAUAUUCUCUGUAAUAAGAAGGUAAUGAACAUACAAACAGCGAAUGAAACAGAUUUGAAAAGUAGAAAAACCAGAAAAUAUAGAUCCAUGUUUCGAAGGAACCAUUUGAAGAAUACAUCUGAUGAUGGUUAUCACCUCACAAAUGAUAAAGACAAAAAGGAAUGGAAGCGAAAAGAAAAAAAAAGAAAAAAAAAAAAAUUCGAAAAUUAUAGCUAUGGAAAGGAAAAACUGGACUAUGAAUCAAAUAACAGUAGUAAUCACACAAGAAAUGAGAGAGAAUCAUGUUACCACACCUUUGGCAUAGGAACAAAAAUGUAUUCAGCCCCAGAACAACUGAUGGGAUACAAAUAUAACAAAGCUGUCGAUAUGUUUUCUCUUGGGUUGAUAAUAGUGGACUUAUUCACGUGGACAGGAACAAAUAUGGAAAGAACUGAAAUUCUUUGUAAGGCAAGACAGAGAAUUUUACCUGACCUGUUAAUAAAGAAACAUCCAAAUGUAGCCAAAUUGUGUAAGAAUCUGUUAUCUCCAGAUUAUAAAUUCCGUUUUACAUCAGAAGAUUUGUAUAAUCAAAUUAUAUCUACAGGGGAUGUAUUUUCCGCUACACCACGAGGUUUGUAA